ACUUAGCUUAAUAAGGAAAUAACAGAGCGAACAUUUGGAAGAAAGGAACUGCAUGAGAUCAAUGCUUUUGCUUUUGAUACUAUGUGUGGUGACGCUGUCUGUCAAAGGACAAGUUGAACGUGCAGCUAGACAGAAAAGAUUCGACCCUGGUGACUUCGAAAAUGCAGAGACAGAGGAUGAAGUACAAGAGGGCUGUGAACCCGGAUAUAUAGAGAACAGUGAUGGGAGUUGUGCUCAAUGUACCCCGGGUACCUACGCUCCAGAGGAAGGCAGCACGUGUGUAGCAUGUCCGCUAGGAACCUACCAACCCUCAGCAGCCACCACAUCUUGUCUGAAGUGUGAGGAGGGGGCCAGUACUCACAACAUUGGGUCACGCAACAAGGAGGACUGUGUUGUGAGCUGCACUCUGCCUGAUAAAGUUUAUAAAGGAGUACUGAAGGUGGAGGAGGUAGAUCAGGAGGAGGGAGGGACCGUACUACUGGGCACCAAGGUUACACUGUCCUGUAACCAUGGUUACAAGUUCAAUGACUCUGCUCUAUACGAGAUGAGUUGUAAUGAUGCAGCUUCCACUUUCUACAACCAGUGUUACAAGGUGACAGCGCUUCCUGAGGAGGCAGUGUUUGAAAUGAAAGGAGAUAUAGUUAUAGUGACUUGUCGUGUUGAAUCUAGUCACGAUGUUAUCGGCCUACAUCUUGUGCACGACACAUCCAAGUUUAACGUUGAAGCCACGAGUGACAGAGAGUUUGAAGAUGGAGUAGCAGAGCAGAUGUUCAAGUUCACAUCCUCUAAAGGAGCAGUGGGAGAUGUGAGGUGCAUGGCAGAUGUAAAGGAGGACUUCUUCGAGACAAGUAACAACUUUAUCACUGUAGGGCUCCUAGAUGUGUCCAUUACACCUGCAACUCUUGUUAAAGUUGGAGACUUUGUAGCAAUAUCAGCACUUGUCACGUACGACGAGAGACUUAGUGUUGUAUUCAGCUGGACCAAGAACGGGGAGGAGUAUCACACUGUUUCUACUAGCCAGACUCCCGUAUCUAUGGAUGGUUCAACAUUCUUCAAGUCUGAAGCAAGUUUGACGAGUGCUGGUUUUAAUGACGAUGGUAUCUACAAAGUAUUGGUACAAGUGAAGGAUGCUGAAGGAAAAGAUAGAUGGGUUAAAGAGCUACAGACUGAAGUGGCUAUACACGGUUUUAUAAAGCAGCCCUCUGAUGAGGAAGGAGACACUAUCAUUGUAAAUAGUGGUCAGGAAAAUGUUAAGCUAACGUGCGCCUAUCAACGAUUGACUCAUUCGCAGGAUAUACGAUGGGUGGACGAAUCCAACAAACCCUUCCACGAGGACUGGCAAACAUCUGAGGAAGAUGACAAGGUCACCAUAAGUAUCCUGCAAUUCGAGGAGUGGCCACAAGACCUUAGUGAUACUCAAAUAAUGUGUGCUGUCUUCGAUGGUGAUGAUCUCUUGUAUGAAAGCGACCAAAUUUCUCUUCUAUCACAUGAGUACGAAGUACAAAUGGGACCUGAUGUAGACGCGACCCUGGGAGAAGACGCGAAACUGACCUGUACAGCCAGCUCACCGGAACAUUUGGAUCAUCUUCCUACUGUGACAUGGUACAAGAAGAAUGGGGGCAGCGAGGAUCUCUUUCUUGAGGACGGCAAACACUUCAUAACCAAUAACAAGCUGGAUGGCAUCAGCCUCCUCUCUACCCUGACAAUUGCAACAGUAGAUCAGAACGACUUAGGACAGUACUACUGCAUGGCACAAUAUGAGGAACCAGCUUAUAUUGAAGUUAUUGGAGAAGACCUGAUUACACUCAGCGAAGGCUCUGGCGAGGAAAAGUGUGACAUCUUACAACAAAACGUAGAAAAUGGAAAAUUUGUCAAAAAAUCGACGGAUGGAGGUAGAUUGAGAUUCACAGUGGAAUGUGACCCAGGUUACUGGCUCUCAAACAGUAAAGGGAACCUUCUUUACUGCAACUCAACAAUCCUUCCUGAGUGUGAAAGAGUGAUAAUAAAAACAAGCAUUGUUGCACAUAAUGAAGGCAGCCAUCUGGUGCAAGUAUCCUACACAUCCAAAUCAUGGAAUGGUAAUGGAACACUAUGUGAUGAUGGGUGGGACAACAGGGAGGCGGGGAUCAUUUGUAGACAGAACGGGUUUAAGUACGGAAAAGCUAUUUCCUUGGUGACAGACAGAGAAGAUUUUGUCCUGACAGGACUGGAUUGCCCAUGUGACGAAAAAGAAAACCUGGAGCACUGUUCAGCAACAAGAUAUGAAGAUAGUGAACUCCCCUGUCUGCCUGAAGAGACUGCAGGUGUUAGAUGUUACAACCAGUCAACGGAGAUCAUAGGUACAUUCUUGAAGAAAACGGCUUCAAAGAAAAAAGCUUACAAAAUUUUCCUUUCAAUUGAGGUGAACAAAUUUGGUGAACCAUUUGGUCUUACUCGUCUGCAUUCUUCUUCUUUUGAAGUGAAAUCUCAAUCAGUUAAACUUAAAACUGGAAAAGCAAGUGUUAAAGUGAAAGAAGGUGCAGCCUUUGUCACGCUAAUAGCAAAAAAGCCUAAAGGUCAUGGUCGGCCUAAUCCAGAUUGCUUGACAGUGGAGAUGGAGGGACCAGCAAAUGGUCAACACCACGAAUUUGAACAUUGUUUCUAGUAAUUGAGAAAGAAAAAAUUUUUGUAGGCUUGCGUUGUGAGCAAUAAAUUAAUUUCUAUUCUUUCUUGGAUACAAGUUUAGAUCAGUAGAAGAAGUAUAGAAUAUUUUAAAUAAACAAAUCAUGCAUGAAAUGGAUUACUAUGUAAAAGUAAAAGUAAAGUUAGUAAUAAAGUAAAAUUUAAUUCCUUUACACUUUAGUUUCUUUCGCUAAUGAUUGGUAGAUGCAUACAGCAUAGAUCAGUAAGCUGAAUAACACAGCUUUUUGUUUAUUAUCUAGAUGACAGUUGACAAGGUCAAUGAUGUGAAAUCAUAUGGUAUAAAAUAUCGACAGUAACAAUAAUCUCAAUUAAUGGAUAAUGUUUGAAUAUUUACGAAUGAAUUUGUUAAUUGUGCUGUGUUAUGAUUUUGUCUUUGAAAUGU
This is a messenger RNA of Bolinopsis microptera, 3064 nucleotides long. RefSeq lists its product as uncharacterized. Gene Ontology annotation, cellular component: membrane. The record is from RefSeq and is a predicted model, not a curated record. The coding region runs from base 53 to 2644 and encodes 863 amino acids. NCBI's taxonomy places the organism in Eukaryota, Metazoa, Ctenophora, Tentaculata, Lobata, Bolinopsidae. The transcript has 17 exons.